AUGUCCCAAACAGCCAUUAUUGCUAUGCCCUCGGCAAUCCACUGCCCGCCACCCGUAAUUGCACGAGACUUUCAUUAUGCGCCUGCGGACAGACCCCGAAAACUCUCCCGCGAAGAACUUGAUUCUCUUCGGGAACAAGGCCGACAGUAUCAGAUCUUGAAGACUCAUCCCACCCAAGCAGGUCCCAUCAUCGUCACUCAAGACAUGUCCAGACUGCCUUUGAACGUGACACCAGGUUUGAGUCUGAAGAGUGAACUUGCGGCGGUGUGGAUGCCGAAUGUGGUGGAGGUGGGUAGGCGAAAGACCGGAGAUAGAGACAUUGUGGAGAGGAUGCCGACCGUGGUGGAAGAAGCGCUUGUGGGGUAA
Cryptococcus wingfieldii CBS 7118 is the source of this 366-nucleotide messenger RNA. RefSeq lists its product as hypothetical. The coding region runs from base 1 to 366 and encodes 121 amino acids. The transcript has a single exon. Lineage: Eukaryota; Fungi; Basidiomycota; Tremellomycetes; Tremellales; Cryptococcaceae. The record is from RefSeq and is a predicted model, not a curated record.